GUGGUAGUUGGUUUGCCUGCUCAACGAGUUUAUCUACGGCCUGCGGAGCUCACUCACCGGUCAGAAUGGUCUCAUCAUGGCUUUAUGUCCUCUCAUUGGUCGCUCCGACAGUCCUAGCUGGAAUGUACGGCCAACCAGUGGUCAAUCUCGAUGCAAAGACUUUCAAGACAGUCAUGGCCACAGAACACGCAGCGAUGGUGGCAUUCGUCGCGCCGUGGUGUGGACACUGUAAAGCUCUCGGACCAGAAUACACCGCAGCCGCCCAAUCCCUUUCUCCCCUGAUUCCCUUUUACGCUGUGGAUUGUGAUGACGAUGUCAACAAACGUCUUUGUGCGGAACAUCAGAUCCAAGGUUUCCCAACGAUCAAAGCGUUUCCUCGAGCUGGAAAAGGCUCUUCGAGAGAUUAUCAAGGCGAGAGGAAAAAGGCUCCACUGGUAGAUUAUGCGAAAGGCUUGGUCCCGGACAGAGUCAAGAAGCUUAGAGUGGAUGAUGGUGUUGAGAAGAGCUUGGACAAGUUCUUGGCCGAGAAACCCACUUUACCUCAUGUGCUGCUGGUCCACCCUUCCUCUCCUUCUAUUCCAUUCUUGUGGAAAGUCUUAGGCCAUAGAUUAUCAAGCAAGAUACACUUUGGAUUCAUUCGAGAUUCUUCAUCUCAUCAGGUUCUGUCCACAUUGGGCGUCUAUGAUCCAAAGGACAAGACGAGGGAUGCCACUCGCGCUGUCAUUUGGGCGCCAGGAGAGACUUCGAGGACAGCAGUCACCGAGUACGAUGAUGUGCUCAAGUUCAAUGCCCUUCUCGCGUGGAUGCAGGAUUAUCUGAGCGGAUCUACUGGAGAGAACAGAAAUAAAGCGCGGGAUGAACCACACGUCGAGAGCAACAACAACAACAAGAAGAAGAAAAAGGCUUCCAAAGCUAGUAAAGCUGGAGCUCCGGAUCCUGCCCCGGAGCCUCAGGUCGAUGAUGCGGGUUCGAGCUCCAAUUCAGCGGGGUCAAGUGAACAGGGUGUCCCUGCUCCAGAGCCGGAGGCAGUCAAUGAGCCAGUUGACGGAUCGGUGGAUGAACAAGAAACCAUCAAAGCCACACCGAUACAUGAGGAAUUAUAAGGGAUUGCAAGGGGACAUGAUGCAUGGAUGAUUAUCUGG
Messenger RNA from Kockovaella imperatae, 1142 nucleotides. RefSeq names its product thioredoxin-like protein. Gene Ontology annotation, cellular component: endoplasmic reticulum lumen. Gene Ontology annotation, biological process: response to endoplasmic reticulum stress. Bases 66 to 1103 code for a protein of 345 amino acids. The record is from RefSeq and is a predicted model, not a curated record. The transcript is spliced from 5 exons. NCBI's taxonomy places the organism in Eukaryota, Fungi, Basidiomycota, Tremellomycetes, Tremellales, Cuniculitremaceae. Gene Ontology annotation, molecular function: protein disulfide isomerase activity; protein-disulfide reductase activity.